AAGAAGACUUUCUGUCGAUACUCUUGAUACAUUGUGCCUUACUGUCGAUACUCUCUCAACACUCAACACUCAACACUCAACUCUCCCAACCUUUAGCACUAGCUCUGUCGGCACCCUAAACGAAAUCUCAGUCUUAAAUUGAUCUCUUGCAAAUCCUCUCUCAGUCCUAAAUCUCUUACAAACCCUCCCUCAGUCCCGUCUCACACUCUGUCGCGGCCGAUUUGGGUCUAUCUCACUUAACAAAAGGAUUUCGUUUGAACCAAGGUCGAUUUCCUUCAGUAUUAUGAAGACAUUGUCACCAAAAGGCACUUGGUUUUCUGCGGACGAUUCAGACUAAGAGAACGAAGAAGGUUGGAAUAGCCGGGAAAUAUGGUAUCAUCUAAUUAAGGACUGGGGACGAACAAAAGGCAUUUUUUUAAAAACUGGGCAGGACGGACCAUUCAUUGAAGGAGCAGAUUUGGAGUUUUGAAAGUUGGGGUGAUCUUUUAUUUUUUAAUGAGGCAAAUUAGGUAUGCCCACCUGUUGGCUUUGGAUUAAUGGUUGACUGACUACGCAUAAAGAAGACUAUAUUGUUAAAGGUACAGCUCUAAUUAAAUUAUCUUUGCAUUGAAUUUUGUUCUUAUCACUGCAAUGCUUUUGUUAUUGAAUUGCUGCAUUUACAGUUUGGGGAUUACUCUAUGAUGACAACAUAAUACUUGCAGAUCAUGUUAUUUUUGGUUGCUUGCUGCUGAUAUAUUUAUGGUACUUGCAUAUCAUGUUAUUCUGUAUUUGCCUCUGUUAAUUUUAGAAGCAUUGUAAAGCAUGAAAAACAGCUAGCAAUUAUUGCUUUUUCAGUAGCCAUAUUUCAAACAUUUCCCACUUUGCAAUGAGAAAAAAUGAUUUAAAAUUUGUCUUCCUGUUUGGGUGCAUUUGCAUAUUACCAUAUGCUGAAGGUAUAUUGGAUAAAACAAAAUCUUGGAUUGGUAGCUGUUUCAGCCCAUUGCACACCGAGAUUCCCUGUUCCAGUACCUAUCAAAUUAAAAGAAACUAACAAAUUUAAGUGUGUGUUCCUGUUGAUAUAUCUGCAAUUAAGUCUGUCUUCUUGUUUUCUUUUCUGUUUGUGCAUAGUAUAAAUGGAUAGAACAUGGAUGGUUGCGGAUAGGAGAUCUCAUCAGUAUAAAUUAGGGGUGACACAGUUCUGUAAAUUUGCCUUGGAUAAUGCCAGAGACCCUAACCAUAUUCCCUGUCCUUGUACAAAUUGUGGAAAUGUUGACUACUUUUCUGCAUCUGUAAUAAGGGACCAUCUAUUUGUGAAUGGAAUUGAUCCGAGUUAUGAUAUAUGGAAUGAGCAUGGGGAGGCCAUAUCGGAUUCAGAAAUAGAGGAAUCUGCUAAUGUUGCAGUAGCAGAUUCAGAUUCACACAGCUCAUACUCUGUGAAUGGAAAUGAAAUACCUGAAUAUGAAGUAGGGUUAGGUAGUGAUGCAGAGAUGGAAAGUGAUGAGUGUAAUGAGUUUAGGCAGUUUGUCGAUGACGCCAAUAAACCAUUAUAUCCUGGUUGUGAUAGGCACACACGGUUGAAUGUUCUAGUAAGACUUUACAACUUGAAAGGCAUGGUAUGAGUGAUGUUGCUUUCUCUGAGUGGUUGAUUUCAUUUGCGGAGUUUCUUCCAGUAGGUAAUGAGAUACCUGCCUUUGUUUAUGAGGCAAAGAAGACAUUGAGUUCUCUAGGAAUGGAUUACACUAAAAUUCAUGCCUACCCAAAUGAUUGUGUUCUGUAUAGAAAAGAGUAUGCUGAUGCAAUUGAGGGCCCUACAUGUGGUACUUCAAGGUGGAAAUUAGGUAAAAACUCCAAAGAGAGGGAAGGUGUACUUGCAAAGGUAUUGUGGUACUUUCCCCCUAUUCCUAGGUUUAAGAAAAUGUUUCAGUCAAAGGAUACAUGUAAGAGUCUGACUUGGCAUGCUACUGAUAGAAAACGUGAUGGCUUGAUGCGUCAUUCGGCUGAUGCAGCUUCGUGGAAGUUGGUAGAUGAUAAAUGGCCAGACUUUGGUUCUGACCCUAGAAACCUACAACUUGCAUUGUCAUCAGAUGGGUUCAAUCCCCAUAGUUCAUUAAGUAGCAAAUACAUUUGUUGGCCUGUUAUUCUAGUCGCAUAUAAUCUGCCUCCAUGGCUCAUAAUGAAGAGGAAACACAUGUUGUUAACUCUAUUGAUUUCUGAGCCAAAACAAUCAGGAAAUGACAUCGAUGUCUACUUGGAACAUUUAAUAGACGACUUGAAGCUGUUAUGGGAAGGAGUUAGUGGUGUCUACGAUGCAAGACAAAGUGAAUACUUUACUCUUAGAGGUUUACUAUUGUGGACAAUCAACGAUUUUCCAGCUUAUGGUAACCUUUCUGGAAGUAUAGUUAAAGGGUAUAAUACAUGCCUUAUUUGCCUUGAAAAAACAAAACCAACAAGACUAGUUAAUGGAGGGAAAAUGGUUUACAUCGUGCAUUGGAGGUUUUUAGAAAGAAACCAUCCUUAUUGAAGGCAAAAGGCCGCUUUCAACAACUUUCCAGAAUAUUCUCCCUCUCCUGUUCCUUUGAGUGGAAAAGAAGUACUAGAAAGGGUGGAGCAAGAAGUUCCAAAAUGGCAUUUUGGGAAAAAAAAAAUCCCCGUCCUCCUUAUAAGGGUGGGGACAAUGAAACUAGGCCUUGCUGGAAAAAAAAGUCUAUCUUUUUUGAACUUGAAUACCGGAAGUUUCUCCCUGUUCGGCACUGCCUUGAUGUGAUGCAUAUAGAGAAAAAUGUUUGCGAUAGUCUCAUAGGAACCUUGUUGAAUAUUCCUGGAAAAACAAAGGAUGGGGUGAAAACUCGGUUGGACCUGGUAGAAAUGGGUAUUAGAUUAGGAUUAAAGCCUGAUCUCGAAGGUCCCAAGAAGGAGCGCAUGCCAAUGGCAAGCUGGAAUCUAAAGACAAGUGAAAAAAGAUGCAUGUGUGGGUCUUUUUUUGGUAUGAAGGUUCUUGAAGACUAUUCUUCUAACAUAUCAAACUUGGUUUCCAUGGAUGAUUUGAAGCUUAGUGGACUUAAAUCCCAUGAUUGUCAUGCCUUAAUGCAACAACUCCUCCCUGUUGCCAUCUGAGGUGUGCUUGAAAAGUAGGUCAGAAUUGCUGUGAUCAGAUUAUGCCUGUUUUUUAAUGAAAUCUGCAGCAAGACUAUUGAUGUGUCAAGGUUGCCAAAAAUCCAAAAUGAACUUAUUGAAACAUUGUGUGAGCUGGAAAAGUACUUUCCCCCAUCAUUUUUUGACAUAAUGGUUCAUCUAACGGUUCACCUAGUUAGAGAGGUGGAGUUAUGUGGACCGAUUUUCUUUUGAUGGAUGUAUCCCUUGGAGAGGUACAUGAAGAUUUGCAAAGGAUAUGUUCAAAAUAGAAAUCGGCUCGAAGGUUGCAUUACGGAGUGUUAUAUUGCUAAAGAGGUGGUUGAGUUUUUAGCAGAAAUUUUCAUCGACGACAAGAUUGUUGGGAUUCCAUCUGCCACUCACAAAGAGGACAAGCCUACCUCAGGUGCUACAAUUGUUAGUGUUUACGGCAAGUUAUUCGACCAAGCUCAUCUCUGUGUGCUUCAAAACACGGAUGAAUUCAUAAACUAUUUUGUCGAACACUUGGAAUACUUGAAGAGGGAGUUUCCAAAAUUAAUAAAGAAUGAAAAGUGGCUUACGGGCAAGCAAAACAAGACAUUUGCAGAUUGGUUGAAGGAGAGGGUUGCUGUUCAACUGAAUGAACUAGAUGCUAACAUCCCUGACAUUGUCAGGUGGCUUUCAGAUAAACCAAGCAAUGAAGUACUAAGGUUCAGCGGUUACCGAAUUGCAGGAGUUUAAUAUAACACAAAGAAGCACGAUGAUCUUAGAUCAACGCAAAACAGUGGUGUCUACUUGCUUGCUAAGACACCGCUGUUUGAACCUAUAUUUGGCAAGGCCCACGUAGCAAAUAGGUGGACCCAACCCGCAAGGCCUAAUGAAGGACUGCAGCUAAUGAAGGACCGCGGUCAAUUAGCCGCGGCACAUUAAAUGUUUAUUGUCAAAUUGAUAACCAAAAAUAACGUGUACAAAGGGCCGUUAUUAAAUCGGUAGAGAUUAAAUGACCCACAGGUCAUAAUGAAUGACCGCGGCACAUCAAAGAGGUUGAUUGUCAGAAGAAACGUUACCGAAGUUUGGGGCGCACAUCAAAGAGGUUGAUUGUCAGGAGAAACGUUACCGAAGUUUGGGGCAAUUAACUUGAAUGAGCAUUAGGAGGUGUUAUUGCCAAUCAUCAGUUACAAGACCUGAUUGAUUGCUCAUGAUAAAAUCAAUCAUUAAUAACGAUAUCACAAACAUGAAUACUGUUCUAUAUGUAAUCAAUGCGGUCUUAACUAUAAAGGCUAAAAUUGUUUCUUUUCCUUCAUUUAGUAGUUUAGCUUCAUUAUAAAAAGGACCAUAGGAUUCAUUGUUAGAGGACCUCGACCAAAGGCUCUACGCGAUUACACAAAUUUUAUCUCAAUAUAUUUCAACAUUUCAGCAACACUUAUC
Messenger RNA from Rosa chinensis, 4515 nucleotides. RefSeq lists its product as uncharacterized. Lineage: Eukaryota; Viridiplantae; Streptophyta; Magnoliopsida; Rosales; Rosaceae. The coding region runs from base 1595 to 2500 and encodes 301 amino acids. The record is from RefSeq and is a predicted model, not a curated record. The transcript is spliced from 6 exons.